Molecule: messenger RNA, 1599 nt
Organism: Vitrella brassicaformis
Lineage: Eukaryota; Vitrellaceae
Source: the annotation of a GenBank genome assembly
AUCAGUCAGGGCUGCACUGCAGGCCACACACACCACGCCCUCAUGCUUUCCCUUCCCACAUCCAUCCAUCCAUCCAUCGUCUGUCUUUGACACACAGUCAACUCAACCAACAUAUACACACACAUUACAUUCCUCCACCCACCCCAAGUUUCAUUCAGGUAGAUCUCUCCAUCCGCCGCAUGAAAUGAGGUAGAUCUCUCCAUCCACCACAUGGAUGUCACACAUCCCUGCCAUGGCCAUGCAUCUCUUGCCUCCCUGAUGUGAUGCAGUCACUCACUUUGGCGGAGCUGUCACUUUGACUCACUGUGUCUGUCUGUCAGUCUUCUCUCCCUCCCUUGUACUGCUCGUCUCCGCCUGCCUCUGACCCCUCCCCCUCUCCCUCUCCCCCGACCCUGCCGUCCACCGUCUCUUGACCUCCUUGGUUGAGCUCUUUAUCGUAUAGCUUCUUCCACAGCUUCUUCUCCCUGUCUAGCACCUGCUGCCAUUCGUCCACAUCCAGCUGGCGCAGCUUCUGAAUGGCCUGGUACAGCCGCUCCCAUCUGGAGGGAUCCUCGAACGGCACGUUGAUCGCCAUCAGCUCGAUCUCGUAUAUCAGCACCUGACACAGACAGACAGACAGGCAGACAAUUCAACUUGCGAGUGUGAGUGGAUGGGAUGGAUGCUGUUGGUGGUUUGGUUGCGGGUAGGUUUGCAUGCAUGUCGGUGUUGCUCGGUCGCUCACGCACGUCGGUGUACAUGGUGGGGAAGGCCAUGUCGGGGGGCACAAUCACCUCACGAAUGCCUGCAGGCACAGCACAGCCAAACAGACACACAGUGGAUGGAUGGUGUGCAGUAGACGGCAGGCAGCAAAGCACAGCGUCAAUGCAAUGCCCACCUCCUUCCCUCAUGCCGCGAACCAUGACGUCUAUGGCAGGAAUCACCAGACUGACCACACACCCACACACACCCACACACACACACAGACCCACAUGUGUGCUGAUAUCAAGGACCCAGGAGGACUCCAUCCAUCCAUCGAUCCAUCCUUACCCCUCGCUGUCUCCGAUAACGAAUUUGACGGGUCUUCCCCUCUUGUAGGAGGUGUCGAAGCUCCUGCCGCUCUCCACGCGCCCGUGGUAGUUGACCCGCACCCGCAUCCCCUCCUCCGCAACCCCACCGAACCCGAUCAGCAGAUCGCGCCACAUCAUCCCGCUGCAGUGCACUCAUCCGUCCGUUCAUCCAGUCCACGGCACACAGCAUACAUACAGCAGAGGGAGGGGAUCAGUGGAGUGCAUCCUGUGUGGUCGGCUCGCUCACUGUUCGUCCCGCUGGUAAUCGGGCUUCUUCUUGAAUUUCUUGUUGAGGAAGUCCUCCUUCUUGAUCAACUCGCACAUUGCCACUGGAGGCCGCCACCAGGAACGCCCAGACAAGAACUGCCAUCGGUCCAUCAGCUCCCGCAGAUCUGAGCCGCUGCGAAAACACCUUGGUCGACGGCAUGCUGGGGGAUGCUGUGAGCGCUGGUCUCCAUGCCGCAUCUGGCCUGCACCUGCAUCUGCACAGGAGGCUCCAUCGGCCUGGUUGGCGUCGGUUCGCGGAGAUCUUGGUCGCUGUCUAACAAUCCAG